GCAGGACGGACUCCAGUAGCAGCGCCGCCACUCGCUCACAGUGAUGGGAAAGAAAAGCCGCACAGGUACUGGCCGACGGACCAUUUUACAGCUCUCACCACCAGGACUGCGCAGCGGCACGGGAGCAAGUCGAGACGACGCUGUAGAAUCUGGAUCAGAAGGGGAGACAGAGACUGAUCCAGUCAAGGACGGGCAAGGAGUCUACAAGGAGGUAAACAUGGAAAUGAAGACCCCAGCAAUGAAGGCAACACAGGGCUUGUCUUUGCUCGGUGCUUAUGAGGACAGUGAAGAAGAGGAUGCAUCUGAACCAAGCAGUUCUGCUGCCAAAGCAAAGCUCAAUCGCUCUGCAGACAUUGACAGUACACUUGCAAGUUUUAUGGCUGAAAUUGAUGCUAUCACUACUCAGCCAGUCCAAACUGAUGAUGCUACAAAGGAGGAGCCCAGUGCUCCAGCACCUACCCCUCCUCGCCCUGAACCCAAGACAGAACUGCAUACUUAUGCACAGAAUGGCUCUACACAGGAAUUUCAGUAUAAUACACAGUAUUCCCUGGCUGGAGCUGGGGUUGAAAUGGGUGAUUGGCAAGAGGUGUGGGAUGAGAACACCGGCUGCUACUACUACUGGAACACCCAGACUAAUGAGGUGGCCUGGGAGGUUCCCCACUAUCUAGCUGAUCAGAUGCAGAAUUUACAGCAGUACUCAGAAAGCUCGUCUGUUAACGGCAGUGAGGUGUUGCAUCAUGCUGCAAGCUUUCCUGAACAGCACUCUGCUCCGGCUGUCACUGCUUUGAAACAGGAACCAAAAAAGAAGGAAGUAAUGGAGAGUGUAGUCGCUUUGACUAGUGAUGAGGAGGAGAGGAGAGGGGUAGCUGCAUCUCUCCUUGCUCCUCUAAUACCAGCUGAAGUAAAAGAAGCAGAAGAGAAAUGGAGGAAAACGAUUAUAGCGAUGGACGAGAAGGUGGACAAUGCUCCAGAAGUUGAGGGAGAUGUGUCUUCAGCCUCUCCUGCUCCGUGUGAUGAAGAAAGCCCUGCCCAGUGUAAUCAGCAAAGUAGGAACCAGUCUAGACAAAACUCUGAUGGUGAAGAGGAGACUGAGGAGGAUACCAAAGAUCUGGAACUUGCAUUAGAGAGGAAAAAGGCUGAACUUCGUGCUUUAGAAGAAGGUGAUGGCAGUGCCGGUGGUUCAAGCCCUUGUUCUGAGGCAAGUCAAGAGGGUGCUCGAGGCCUUUUGAAGAAGGCUAAGUGGAAAACAGCCUUUCUUCGUGCACAAAGUCCUGACUCAAACAGCAGAGGCUCUGACAAAACAGAAUGGGACACUGCAGAACCUGUGGAUAUAGCAAAUUGCAAAACAGCUGAGAAACAAGAGGACAAAGAGGAACAGGAAACAACUGUAUCCCAAACACCAGAGGAGGGUACAGCAGACCUCAAGUUUCAGAUUGGAGAGCUUGCCAACACCUUAACCAGCAAAAUGGAAUUUCUGGGAAUUGACAAAAAGGCCAUCUCCAACUUUCAACUGCUUUUAUUACAAACUGAGACGCGGAUUGCAGAUUGGCGAGAAGGAGCUCUGAAUGGAAAUUAUCUCCGCCGCAGGUUGCAGGAAGCUGCUGAGCACAUAAAACAUUACGAACUUAACGCCACUCCCAAGGGCUGGUCCUGCCACUGGGACAGAGACCACAGGCAAUACUUCUAUGUGAAUGACCAGACCAAUGCCUCCCAGUGGGAUUUUCCAGCAGUGAAGGAAGAAGAUGAAGAUGCCAAGCCACCCCAACCAUCUGAAGUUUGUCAGGAAAAUGCAGGUCACCGACCUCCUGAGGCUUCCAGUGGUCUAGAAGAAACACAGUCUUAUUGGUCAGCUCCUCAACCUCCGCUUCCUCCAGACACACCCCCUCCUCCUGCAGAAGAACCACCACCCCCUCCACCACCCCCUGAAUCUCCUCCACCACCCCCUCCACCACCGCUCAGUGAUGACGGAGAAAUCGAGGAGGUAGAAAUGGAAGAUGAGGAUGCUGAGCCACCUGCUCCUGGGACAGAAGAAUUUAGGGCCAUUGAAGCAGCAGCCGCUCAGGGAGCUGUGGCUAAAGCCCAGAAAAGGAAAGCUCCAUGCUCAGAACAGCUGAACAAAGCCAUCACAAUUGGGAGCAGUCCCAUUCUCUACACCCAGCCUACUGCUACAGCAGCCCCUAUAAUCACUGCAAAUGCUUAUUGGGGAUUGACUGCAGUAGCUACACCUGCUCUGCCAUCAGAGCCUUUGGUUCCACUAAUGCCUGCAGUACCUUCACAACCUCCACUUCCACCACCUCAACCUCCAGUCGAGCCGGUGUCCACAAAGAUGCCUACAGACAAAACUAAGAAGCUAAAGAAGGACAAAAUUAAAAAGAGCAAGACUAAAAUGCCAUCUUUAGUAAAAAAAUGGCAAAGUAUCCAGAGGGAACUAGACGAAGAGGAGAAGUCAAGUUCUAGCGACGAGGAUCGAGACCAGCUAAACAGCAGGCGCAUCGAAGAGUGGAAACAGCAACAGCUUGCCUCAGGAAAGGCCACUAAGAAUGCCAACUUUGAAGUUCUGCCUGAUGAUUGGAGAGAAAGGCUGCUAAAGAAGAGAAAGAUGAUGCAGAGUUCAUAGCACUGAUUUGAAAGGACUCUCUCAGACUGUAUAAUUCUUAUCCUGUUCCUGUAAGACAAAGUUGGACUUGAAUGUUUUUACAUCACUUUUAUUCAAGUGGUGAUUUUUUUUUUUUUUUUGCGGAAAGACAUCAAAAUGUCUUUUUUGGGGGGGGCGGGAAUUUAUGUACAAAGUAUUUUUUUUUUUUUUCUUGUUUGAUCCCUGUCAACAUUGUUCAAGACUUGUACUUUGUAAAGAUUAUGGCAAGUUUUGUAAUGUUUUUAGAACUUACUGUGCCAUGAUCAUGUCUUCGAGCCCAAGAUCAUUUAAUGUUGGUAUUAAUGCUUUUUUUGUUUUUGUUUUUUUAUGAAAUCCCUGAAUUACUGAUACAAUAGCUCAUGAAUCUUGUCCCUAGCUUUAGCCAUAUGAAGUUUCUGUGGUGAUUUGGUUCUUUUGGGACCCGUACAUAAGUACUCUUGGGCUGAAAUUUCUUAAGUCUGUAGAUUAAAUGUGCAGGGUAAAGGCUUUGCAAUAAAACUAACAAUAUUAUAUUCAGUGUGGAGAAAUUUCAGCCAUCUACACCCAUGCCUGUUUCUUCCACAGUGUUCUGUAUAGCAUUGUCCCUUACUGGAUAUGGGGCUGAGGUGCUCACUGAAGUUUUCUAUGUUGUAAAUAAUAAAUAAAUUUAUACCA
Silurus meridionalis is the source of this 3289-nucleotide messenger RNA. It is a transcript of the gene fnbp4, whose product is annotated as formin binding protein 4. The record is from RefSeq and is a predicted model, not a curated record. Gene Ontology annotation, molecular function: protein binding. The transcript is spliced from 17 exons. Lineage: Eukaryota; Metazoa; Chordata; Actinopteri; Siluriformes; Siluridae. Bases 44 to 2617 code for a protein of 857 amino acids.